ACGCAAGUAUGGCCUCCCUCACUCCUGAUGUCAUAGCGGGUCUCGUCCUAGUUAUUGUGGUACUGGUAAUCCUACUCUCCGCUACGUCCAUCGUCCUCUACCACCGCCGCACCAUCGCCACACAGCCCAUCUUCUGUGACUCUCCCGCACUCUCCAGCGACUCGCCCGAUCCCGAAAAGGGCCCCAUCCGUCCCUUUUCCUCACGCAUCCCCACAUCUCCCAAGCUGGCCAUCUCGAGGCCAUACAACCUCAAGCACAAGAUCCGACGCAAGCCGCCAGCGCCCCUUCUUCUACUCUCCCCCGAGCCCGAAAUCUACCCGCCCCAGCCCACCCAGUCGAUCACCUCGCUCAACGUGACCAUCUCCCCAUCGAAACCCCACGUCGUCAAGGUCGAGACCGAGGGCGGCGGCAGUGUCGGCGUGGAGCUGCGCGUCACGCCUCCGACGCCCGUCGCCAGCCACACCGAGUUCCCCACGACGCGUUCCGAGUACUUCAGGAUGAUGCGCAUGGCUGGGCUGCCGCUGCCGACGGGUACUGGGAUGGUGCCUGCGAUGAGCGAGACCGACGGCAGGAAGUGGUAUUUCAUGUAGGGCCCUUCGUCGGCGUGACCUUCCAGCAUUUGGCUUCGCGAGCUGUCCAUACAUCGGCCGUCCAUGCGCCUUGUGCAGCACAAGUUUCGGCUGCUCGCCAGUGCGACUCCUGCUUUUCUGUCCCCUAUGAAUACCCUC
Laetiporus sulphureus 93-53 is the source of this 728-nucleotide messenger RNA. RefSeq lists its product as uncharacterized. Lineage: Eukaryota; Fungi; Basidiomycota; Agaricomycetes; Polyporales; Laetiporaceae. The transcript has 2 exons. The record is from RefSeq and is a predicted model, not a curated record. Bases 9 to 590 code for a protein of 193 amino acids.